This is a messenger RNA of Tachyglossus aculeatus (Australian echidna), 603 nucleotides long. RefSeq names its product SH2 domain containing 6 (gene SH2D6). Lineage: Eukaryota; Metazoa; Chordata; Mammalia; Monotremata; Tachyglossidae. Gene Ontology annotation, biological process: cell surface receptor protein tyrosine kinase signaling pathway; intracellular signal transduction. The transcript has 5 exons. The record is from RefSeq and is a predicted model, not a curated record. Gene Ontology annotation, cellular component: cytoplasm. The coding region runs from base 1 to 444 and encodes 147 amino acids.
AUGUUCCAGGGACCAGCGGAAACAGUUCCUGAGGCUGAAUACCUGCCACUUUCUGCAGCCCACCUGGGGAACAACCCCACAGAUGAGGACCCCAGCAUCCUGACCCAACCCUGGUAUGCGGAUCCCUGCGACCGCCAGACAGCCGAAAGCGUCUUGCUUCUCCAAAAGGAUGGGGCCUUCAUCGUGCGUCCCAGCUCGAACCCACGAGGGUCCCAGCCCUUCACUCUGGCCGUGCUGCUCCACAACCAUGUCUACAAUGUCCCCAUCCGGCGGCUGGACGGCGGGCGGCACUAUGCUCUUGGCCGGGAGGGGAAGAUCCGAGAGGAGCUCUUCUCCAGCGUGGCCGCCAUCGUCAAGCACUACUCGCAGAAGCCGCUUCCCCUUGUGAACAGGCAUACGGGCACCCGUCAGUUUACCUGUCUGCUCUUCCCCACAAAACCGUGACUUCUAUCCCUCCCCCGGCCUCAGCUUUACCGCAUGGCACUAGUUCUGCGGGAGUAGGCAGGGCUUGGGGCUGCGGCCGUGCACGGGAGCCUUGGGGAAAUAGGGAAAUCAUUUGAAACACAGCGUUGGGGAAAGUAAAAAGGGAGCAGAGUUUCAAGA